GGACUACAGCUAAGACGACAGUUUGAUCCUCUGGCAUCUACUGCUUCAGAAAGUGGGCUAUUGAGGGAAUGUGUUUCGGGUUGCGCUGUCUUGGAAGGUUGUAUGUUUUCCGGCAAUCUGGAGGAACAGUCAUUAAGAACAGUCUGGGUGAGGAGUUCUACAGAGAGGCCAUUGAGCACUGCCGCAGCUACAAUGCCCGUCUCUGCGCGGAACGCUCCAUGAGACUGCCCUUCCUGGACUCCCAGACAGGCGUGGCUCAGAGCAACUGCUACAUCUGGAUGGAGAAAAACCACCGAGGCCCAGGUUUGGCCCCAGGGCAGCUGUACACUUACCCAGCCCGCUGCUGGCGCAAGAAGAGACGGCUAAACAUCCUGGAGGAUCCGCGCCUCGGACCCAUUGAGUUUAAGAUCGACUACGAGGCAUCUCUGAAGAAAGAAGGCGGGCUGCCGGAGGGGCCUGUGUUGGAGUCUCUGCUCAGUGGAGAACCUCUGGAGAAGAAGGUGGAGGCCAAGGAGGAGGAGCCUAUGAGCGAGUGUCAGAAGCUGCUGGUAGGCGAUUUCCCCCAUGAACUGGAUGUGGAGGAGAUGGAGGACGAUGUCCCUAAGCGCAAGAACCGCAAGAACCGCGAAGGACGGGCCUGUGGUGUUGGGGGUAUGAGGAAGAGACAGGACCCCAGCACCAUUGAGGACAGGGACAAGCCAUACGUCUGUGACAUCUGCGGCAAGCGCUACAAGAACCGCCCGGGCCUCAGCUACCACUACACGCACACACACCUGGCAGACGAGGAGGGGGAGGAGGACUCGGAGCGCCACACCCUGCCCUUCCAGCGCAAGAACAACCACAAGCCUAAGAAAGCAGCAGACGGCUCGGUCAUCCCCAAUGGCUACUGUGACUUCUGCUUGGGCGGCUCCAAGAAGACAGGCUGCCCCGAGGACCUCAUCUCCUGUGCUGACUGUGGGCGAUCAGGGCACCCGUCCUGCCUGCAGUUCACUGUUAACAUGACGACUGCAGUGCGGACCUACCGCUGGCAGUGCAUCGAAUGCAAGUCCUGCAGCCUGUGUGGCACCUCAGAGAAUGACGAUCAGUUGCUGUUUUGUGAUGACUGUGACAGAGGCUAUCACAUGUACUGUCUGAGUCCUCCAAUGGCGGAACCUCCUGAGGGGAGCUGGAGUUGUCAUCUGUGUCUGCGACAGCUGAAAGAGAAGGCCUCGGCCUACAUCACACUGACCUAAUCUGCCACGCUAAAGCCCACCUCCCCACACCUCCCCGUCCCUGUUACCACGGCAACCCUACUACCCCCAACGUGAAGACAGCGAGAAGACACCCCGGGACCCCCGCCAGUUAAUCCUCCUCCGUUCAGCCACAAGACCCCUGUCCCGCUCUGCGGUCGUCGGGCCUCUCCGCAACGGGCCUCUUCCCAGGGUGCACCGUGCUCCAUCCAGGUACCCCCCCUGCCUCCUCCCAGGGUACCCCACCUCUGGCUCUUCUGGCCCAGGGGGGAACAUCCUAAACCCCCAGCAGGCCCGGGGUGAUGGCGGGACGUCGCUGGACGGUCGUUUAUCCCAACUACGCCGCACCCGCAUCAUCCGUCUGCCGUCCGUUUAGAAGCAGCCUGCCGGGGCACCGAAGAGCCCCCCCCGCCACCCACCACCCCCACACCCACCCCCGCCGUUAAAGGUCCUAACAAGCUGCAGCUGUCUCUGUGGCCGUGGACUCCCAAUCACCUCCUCAGACUCUCAGAAACCUGGCAGGGGGGAGUCCACCCUGGGAGAGGCCCGGACUCCUCCUGGUCAGGGUUAAACCCUGCACCUCCCUGCCUGGAGCCCAACGCCACUCAAAGCCUUUCAUGCUGAAGUGCUGGGGAUUGAUACCGUCUCCCGGGGCGACUGUGGCUUGAUGACAUUUACGGAGAAGGAGAGGUUGUCUCUCUGCCGUCGGCCGCUCAGAUUGAAAUCCAAACAAAAAAAAACAAGAAUGAGUUAGAGCAAAAGCUAUCCCGAACAAUACGCUCCUUCAUUUCCUUGAAUACAGCAACUGAAAAGCCAACUUUGAGUCUCUGGUGGAGCUUGGUUUAUUUUGUCUGUGUGUAGCAAGAAUGUAGGUAUGUUUUAAGUGUGGACAGGGAAGAGUUUAAUGUCUGGCCUUGUCAAAAAUACAAAUCUUUCUUUUU
Esox lucius (northern pike) is the source of this 2170-nucleotide messenger RNA. It is a transcript of the gene dpf1, whose product is annotated as D4, zinc and double PHD fingers family 1. The coding region runs from base 69 to 1232 and encodes 387 amino acids. Lineage: Eukaryota; Metazoa; Chordata; Actinopteri; Esociformes; Esocidae. The transcript has 12 exons. Gene Ontology annotation, cellular component: nBAF complex. The record is from RefSeq and is a predicted model, not a curated record. Gene Ontology annotation, biological process: nervous system development.